This is a messenger RNA of Morone saxatilis (striped sea-bass), 3577 nucleotides long. RefSeq names its product mitogen-activated protein kinase 9 (gene mapk9). Gene Ontology annotation, cellular component: nucleus; cytoplasm. NCBI's taxonomy places the organism in Eukaryota, Metazoa, Chordata, Actinopteri, Moronidae. The record is from RefSeq and is a predicted model, not a curated record. Bases 259 to 1521 code for a protein of 420 amino acids. Gene Ontology annotation, molecular function: ATP binding; JUN kinase activity. Gene Ontology annotation, biological process: protein phosphorylation; JNK cascade. The transcript is spliced from 12 exons.
AUGCUGAGGGGGUACUUGUCUUGUUGUGGCGUUUCCCUUCCUCCGCACCCGUCCCUCUCCGUGCUGCCGCUGGAGUUAGCUGGGGGAAAACUGGAGGCAGGUCUAUCUGUCGUGACAGCCCGUCCUACGAAACUUUUCCGCGUCUAGGCUGUGCCCGAAAGACGGAGACAGUGUUUUAUCUGUGUUUUCGAUGCAUGGGAGUGCCCUGGGAACGGCGAAGGGAGAAGACAGUGCUGGUGGUCCUGACUGUUCAGCAGGAUGAGUGAGGCAGAGGGCCAGUUCUACAGCGUUCAGGUGGGAGACUCCACCUUCACUGUACUCAAGCGUUACCAGCAGCUCCGCGCCAUCGGCUCCGGGGCCCAGGGCAUCGUCUGCUCUGCUCUAGAUACAGUCCUUGGUAUCCCGGUGGCAGUGAAAAAGCUGUGUCGGCCCUUCCAGAACCAGACCCAUGCUAAGCGUGCCUACAGGGAGCUGGUGCUGCUCAAAUGUGUCAACCACAAAAAUAUCAUCCGUCUGAUCAAUGUGUUCACGCCUCAGAAGUCCCUGGAGGAAUUCCAGGACCUGUAUUUGGUGAUGGAGUUGAUGGAUGCCAGUCUAUGCCAGGUGAUCCACAUGGACCUAGACCAUGAGAGGAUGUCCUACCUGCUCUACCAGAUCCUGUGUGGCAUCAGGCACUUGCACUCUGCUGGCAUCAUCCACAGGGACCUGAAGCCCAGUAACAUUGUGGUGAAGUCAGAUUGCACUCUAAAGAUCUUGGACUUUGGCCUGGCUAGGACGGCCUGCACUAACUUUAUGAUGACUCCCUACGUGGUGACCAGAUACUACCGCGCCCCAGAGGUCAUACUGGGCAUGAAGUAUAAGGAGAAUGUGGACAUCUGGUCAGUGGGGUGUAUCAUGGGAGAGAUGGUAAAGGGCAGCGUCAUCUUCCAGGGCACCGACCACAUCGACCAGUGGAAUAAAGUGAUUGAGGUUCUGGGCACGCCCAGUCUGGAGUUUAUGAACCGACUGAUGGAGACCGUAAGGAACUAUGUGAUGAACAAGCCGCAGUAUCCUGGUGUCAGCUUCGCCGAGCUUUUCCCGGACUGGGCCUUUCCUUCUGACUCAGAACAUGACAGACUGAAGACGGGUCAGGCACGGGACCUGCUAUCCAAAAUGCUGGUCAUUGAUCCUGAAUGCCGCAUCUCUGUAGAAGAAGCCCUCAAUCACCCAUACAUUCACGUGUGGUAUGACCCUGGGGAAGCUGACGCGCCUCCUCCCCAGAUUUCAGAUAAGCAGCUGGAAGAGAGGGAGCACAGCAUCGAGCAAUGGAAAGAACUCAUUUAUGAAGAGGUGAUAGACUGGGAAGAGAGGAACAAGAACGGACUGAUGAAAGAAGAUUGCUCAGAUGUGGUGUCCGGUUCAGCCUCCCAGUCCUCAUCAGCCAACGACAUCUCGUCCAUGUCCAUGGAGCAAACCUUGGCCUCGGACACAGACAGCAGCAGCAUUGACACACUGACGGGGCCGCUGGACGAGAGUCAGUGAACACAGUCCAUGGCCACGUGUGGCUGCCUGUCUGCUUGCCUCAGUUCCCCCUUCCCAUUUACAAUAUCCAAAUAUCACUUUCCUUUCUUCUCUUUACUCUCUCAUCUCCCCAUUUUCUGAGAUUUUUUGUCCCUUUUUUUAUCAUGUUUCUCUCCGUUCCUCUUUAACCUCAAUGAAUAGGUCUAUUUUUCUAUUGUUUUUCUGUGUGUGAUGUGACGGAUCUUGUUGAUCGCCUUCAACUCCAGACUUUGUUUCUUUUUGGGCUCCUGCCUAGAGGUCAACGCUAUCUAUUCUAUCUGUUGGGUCAAAGGUUUAUCUUUCUCUUCCCUGUGGGUAUUGUUUAAGUUCAUCAAGUAUAUAUGAUGUACGCAUCCAUAUGGAUUUUCAGGUUACCAGGAGUAGGUUGGGGAUUGUUGUUUGUUCUGUAUGCCUGUAUUUUAAUAGUUUUAUUUUUUUAAGUUGAGACCAGAGGUUAUUAUCAUCAAAUUAGAGCAGACACGCACUGAACAUAGACCACAGCUGCCAGCUGCUCUCAUGCAUGUUACGCCAAUACGAACAAAAGCUUACCAUAAGUCGAUCGCACCAACCAUCUGAUGUCCAUCUGAUGAUCAAACACUCAUCCAAAGUUUGAUCGAUCCUUUAGCUAGCUCACAGUAUUGCAGAUCUCCACAGUGGUGCUUUCUGCACAGUGUUUUAAUUAAUUGGCUUGAGUGAUGUGGAUUAUGAGCUUUCCCUCCUGACAGCUACGGGAAGCUGUGCUUGCAGUGUUACAGUUUUAUUUCCUGAUAUAAUGUACUGUAUGUAAAGAUGUCAUGAUCUGACACUCACAGUGGCUGUAGACUCUUUCACGACUAAUAGAUAAGAUGUGCUUGUUUUGUUAAGAGACUCAACAUAUCUGUAGAACCAUAUAUUGAAAUCACCCCCAUUUGACAAAAGGUACUGACUAACAAUGUGUAUAUCAAAAAUAAUAGAUCAUAAUCCUGUAAAUCUGGGAGAGGCAAAAAGAUACAUGUAGUAUUUAUUUUUGUGUUCUUGCAAAAUGUUGCACACAAUCACAUUGAGGCCCAUGUAAGUUAAGCCUCGUGUCAAAGCAUUUCAUGGACAAAUCAAUGCAUUGGCUGCUCCUUUUCUAAACCAUUCCAUUAGUACUGGAACAGUAACAAAAUUAAUCAUGAAUCAGACAUCAUGUAGAACACACGUAAAGGCAGUAAAACACAAAUAAUGGUGUUGAACUUGCAUGAAGGCAUUAAAUAUGCCAAUAAGAUACUGUAGUUCUUGUUAAAAAGAAAAAAUCUGUUCAGGUCAGUUCUUUCACUUACAGUGAUGUUCUCGGUUCUGAAAGCCUGUUUAAUGCAGAUGUUAUCUUUCUUUCUUUCUUUUUUUUUUGCUUUAUAAGCCUGUGUGUGUGUGUGUGUGUGUGUGUGUGUGUUUGUUAUCGAUGAUGUACUGUGCAGCGCUCUCCUUCAUGAUGUCCGUUGAAUCGUCCUUAAAGACAGUAGUCACCUAGUUGCAAAGGCUACGUCACUGGAGGAAGUUGGCCCCUCAACAAAAAGCAGACGUGGUUUAAAAUGAGGAUGUAACUGUGGAGUCCUGAAUGAAAAUUGCUGGACCUUGGAACCCAAGAUGGAAACUUGAAAUGAACCUUGGAGCUGCUUUUUGCGGAAAUGAUUGCACAGUGUGAUGGACAUGCAGAGAAAAUGACACUAUGGAGUCACUGAGGACUUGAAGCACCAUGUUGUACACUAUAUUUUCCUUUUAUAAAUCAUGACCUUAUUCUUUCAGUCAUGCCUUAAAUGACCAGAGGAGUGGCCAAUUCACUCCCAAAAAUCUUAUCAGAUAAGGACUGAGCAUUACAAUGCUCAGAACAUCUUGUGUGUUUACCAUGUUUUUAAAAAAAAAAAAGAUCCAUUGUAUGCACUGUACAUCUCACAUUUUUUUGUUCAGUUUGUUUCUCCUUUUAUUUUCAGAGAUGUCCCGUGUGAUUGCAAUGGCCACAAUAUAAUCACUUGGCCAACAUAUUUUGCCCUAAUGUAACUAAUAAAGUGGACAUCAGUGA